Perkinsus marinus ATCC 50983 is the source of this 411-nucleotide messenger RNA. Its product is annotated as sterol desaturase, putative. Gene Ontology annotation, molecular function: iron ion binding; C-4 methylsterol oxidase activity. Gene Ontology annotation, biological process: sterol biosynthetic process. The record is from RefSeq and is a predicted model, not a curated record. Lineage: Eukaryota; Perkinsozoa; Perkinsida; Perkinsidae. The annotation marks the transcript as partial. The transcript has 5 exons.
AUGCCGGUCAUCUUCGUGGCGUGGAUCGUCGGCAAUGCUUAUGCGCAUUUCGUUCUCCUGUAUCUCACUACUGACGAGUUCGUCUUUGGUGAACUACCCAAGUACCAGACUAUAGUCCGCGAUAUGGUAGCCUACAUGCUCAUCGAAGAAGUGGGGCUCUACUAUCUGCACCGUCUGUUCCAUGAAUGGAAGGCUGGCUAUAGGGUGGUACAUAAGCUCCAUCAUACGUUCACAUCCCCUGUCCCUCUACAAGCUCUAUAUAAUCACCCACUCGAUCAAGUUAUCAUCAAUGUUACCCCUAUACUCGCCGGACCAAUAAUAAUGCAAUCUCAUAUACUAACCUUCGCUCUGUGGUUAACUUUCUCCUUCGUUAACACGCUGGUCUCUCACUCGGGAUAUAACUUCGUUACU